AUCAGGCUCAGGGAGGAAUCAGUCAUCAUCACAGCAGCCAGCAUGCAUUUGAUACAUCUGGAUGUCGGACUUGUUCUUGAUAUCCAGUUUCAGCUUCUCAUCUCCAGCUUCUGGGUUUUUGGCUUCAGUGGAGACCUGCAUGUCAGACUUAUGCAGCUGUGAGAGGGCACUUGUCGCUGGCAACUGUGAGGAUGACAGGUGCCAAAUAAAGGGUUCAGAGAACUGUAACUUGACCAUCCAGGCUGCACUGGACCACUUUCCAUCCCUGCAAGGGUGCGUGUGUACAUGGGAGGAGGAGUUCUGUGACUCCAUACAAAUGCUGGCCACACAAUGCCUCCAAAAGCCAGCAAUUCAGCAGGGGAAGAUCACACCGACUGUCUGGAAAUCAAGUAAUUUAGCAGACAAUGAUGUGCUUCUUCCAGUGUAUGAAGGCUCUGGAUCCUGUGUGGACCGCAUUGGUCAUUGUGUGAGUGAGCCUGUUUGCAACAAGCGUCUCACUCCUGUUCUUCAAGCGUGCAUGGCUGAUCAGUGUGACAAUGAAAGGUGUCGGCAGGAAAUUCAACAGUUCUACGGAGGCAUGCCUCAACAGUCUGCCGAGAUGCUGGUGAUGUGUGAGUGUGACGACUCAGAUCAAAGCUGUUUGCUCAUGAAAUCCGGGCUGCAGAGCGGGGCUUGUGGAGUUGAGACAAGGAUCUGCCAAGAAAGAGUCACUCAGUGUGUCCAAGACAGCAACUGCAGGUACCUCUUGAAAACACUCCAAGACAAAUGUUGGAAUCAUGAAGAAAUCCUAUGCAGUGAAAGAAAUCUCCAAGAAAAUGAAUGUUUUACUUUAAAGGAUCCCGCUCUUAUCCUUGGCACAAAUUCUGAAUGCAGAAGGGCCUUUUUAGCCACUUUGGGUACGGUGCUUCAUCAUCCUUGCACAUGCAAAGGAGUGCACAGCAAUCAUCUACGGAUGUGCAACAUGAUUCUUGAAGUAUUUCACAACAGACUACACUUCAUGAAACUGGUGAAAAGCAACAUCAGCCCUUCCAAAGCACCUGAAAUCAAUGAAUCCGAGCAUUCUCACAUGUGGCCAUAUGGUUACCUCUUGUAUGCUUUUUCAGCUCUCUUCCUUGCUGGAGUUGUCAUAAUAUCACCUCUGGUUUUUCUCAGUAAGAUGUGGUUGAAAAGGAGAGAGCAGAUAAAACUUAACCAUCAAAGGAAGGUAAUUGUAUCUGGAGGUCGCUGCUUGGUGGAAGUUAUUAUGUUGCAAAAUAAAUUCCCUAUUCAAAGUAUCACGUCCUGGAGUCAUUCAGUGACUUGCAAAACUAUUUACACCUUCCUGAACUUUUUCCCCCACUUAACAUCAGCAAUUUUUUAAGGCAGCAUCACAGAUAGUAUGUAGUAAUGAGAUAUAAGAAA
Messenger RNA from Poeciliopsis prolifica (blackstripe livebearer), 1401 nucleotides. It is a transcript of the gene gfral, whose product is annotated as GDNF family receptor alpha like. Gene Ontology annotation, cellular component: signaling receptor complex; external side of plasma membrane. The coding region runs from base 62 to 1360 and encodes 432 amino acids. The transcript is spliced from 10 exons. Gene Ontology annotation, molecular function: signaling receptor activity. The record is from RefSeq and is a predicted model, not a curated record. Lineage: Eukaryota; Metazoa; Chordata; Actinopteri; Cyprinodontiformes; Poeciliidae. Gene Ontology annotation, biological process: nervous system development.